Molecule: messenger RNA, 2934 nt
Organism: Rodentolepis nana
Lineage: Eukaryota; Metazoa; Platyhelminthes; Cestoda; Cyclophyllidea; Hymenolepididae
Source: the annotation of a GenBank genome assembly
AUGACUUACUGUGGCCACGUUUGUUGUGGUGACUCAGAGGCACCCCUCUCAUUACACGGAGGUCGUCACAAUAUUGGAGACUAUACGAACAGCAGUGUCGGAGUAAUGAUCUAUAUGUGUGGUCGGUCAAAAGGCAACCAAGAUCUCUGGAUCGGUGGUUCAGUUCAUACAGUCUGCUCAGCUCAAUCCGAUACUGCAGCCGGUGCUCGUCAUACUGAAUUCACGAGUUCCGCGGCUUCAGCAUCUGGCAUUCUGGGUGACACGAGAACUCAAGGCAAACCAGUUAUGGGUCUUAGGCAACAUAAUCAAACUCGCAAACCACGUAUUCUCUCGCAAGCUCAACUUUCCCAAGCUUCUAGCAAUGGAGGUGGAAAUGCAGUUGGUGGAGGUAAUUGGCUUCGAAUGAAUAGCAUUCAGAAUAACACAUUCUCACAACCGAAUUCGGAGUUUUCUUUGAACUAUGAAGGGGGAGAACAAACUGAAAAACUAUCCAAAGCAUCGUCUACUUGUGAGGACCGAAUUCGACAGUCACAUUCUGGAGUCCUAUCUGACAGUACCUCUUCAGUUCCCCAGAGUUGUCACAGUGGUGGAGACAAUACCAACGGUGAUGAACCAGAGCCCCAGUGGUUACACCACUGUAUAAAUCGAUGCCUAGGUGCCAACAAUUCCAACGGUAUUGGCCUUUCCUCAAACUCUGCCAUUGCUCAAAUACUUCUUUCUGGUCUAGCUGGUGCUGCACCCUAUCCCCGUCUCGCAGACAUCGCCCGUUACGCUCUGCUGGCUUGUGAACAACGUGACACCCUUUGUGCCCGUCAAGAAGCUGAACUCACCGUCCUUGAAGCCUCAUUGGCUGAGGCCAAGGCCGCAGGAGACCAAUUGCAUUGUAGACUUGGGCAGGUUGAGACAUCUUGGGGUGCUGCAUCGAGAGCUGCAGAUCUAGCCGACAUGGCCCUGGAAACAAGCGGCAUUCUUCUGCAUUUAUACUCCUCAGAAUUGGCCCUCCUACUCCACAAACAGCCGAACCACAAUAAAUCCUCUUCGAGCAAAUCCCAUCACCAUCACCAGAGGUCUUUUGGACGACUUGGGACUUUCAGCAGUUCGACAUCUACCUCUUCCUCAUCCUGCACUACCUCCUCUGAAGAUGAAGAAGUUGAAGAUGAAUGCGUCCACCCUAGACCUCCUUGCAAACCCCCAGUUCCUGCGCACAUGAUUCCCCCAAAUAACCGUACUGGCACAGUAAAUAACGGUGAUGCUGGCAGACAUCCUCAGCUACCACCUGGAACCACUGCCAGUGAUAACGGAAGCAACGUUUAUGCCGUUUAUGCACCAAAUGGAAAAUCUUCGGAAGAAACAGGUUCGCAUAUCUCCAUUCCAACUUGGAUUCCUCCUCAUAAUGUCUGCAAUGGACCAGCCUGUCUACGGCUUCUUAAGAUGCAAAGGCAUCAAACCGAAGUGGCAGCUUUGCAGCUUCUCGCUCGGUUUGUCUCAACACCAGAGCCUUUCUUCAAACCGGAGAGUCUGAUUUCCGCAGCUCCUGGUGAGGACUUUGAACCCAAUGGAAUAAACGGCAAUCGGAGUAUCGCAACAUGUACCGAAAGCGGUCUUGGUGUGGAAUCUGGUGGCAGUAGUUCCGGUAUGGGGGCUCAUGGAGUCUACGCAAACGCUUGGUGUAUCGCGAGUAGACCUGUUGCUCCUAUGAGACAGCCAUUCAAGUCUGGUGGAGGUUGGCAGACUCCCGAUUCUGGAGCUGGAAGCUUCAGUACCAAUGAUCAUGCUGGAAAUGCCACCACAGUGUCUGCAGUGUCUGGGGUUUCUACUACUCAUUCUUCGAAUUCUUCCGCUUCUUCAGUACCUCCAAACAUGGUUACUGUUGGUGUGAAUCCGACUGCUUCUGUUGCAUCAGACAGUGCUGGUUGGAGCAGAAUGAAGGAGAUGAAACUGAGACAUAUUCUGGACCAGAUCAUCUGGGAAAGAAUGCUUGUGAGAAGUACUAUCGCUGCUAGUGGCAAUGAUUUUGAAAGCGCUAAUAGCGGUGUGCCUCCGAACGCUGAAUUCAAUUAUAUGAAGCCUUAUACGGGAAGCGAGAUGCCGACCUACAGUGAUGGUGCAAACAUGUCGAAGGAUUCACGAGAACCGGGGGUCUUCAGUCGACUCAAUGCUCUUAUGUUGCUGGAUACAGCUGUCCUCUUGCAGGAUCUUUGUGCUGUUAAAGAGGAUCGAGCCAAAUUAAAGGUCCAAAACUACAUAAUGGAAAAGGAAUUGAGAGCUAUUCAAGUCAGUCAUCAGGGGCAUUGCCUCUCUGAAUCUGCUCUGCGGAAUCAACUUAACGCACUUCAGAUUGAUCGAAAUCUCCAUAUGCUCAAGAAUUCAGAUCGAAAUGGUUCACAAGGUCCUCUUGCACAACAAAUUGAGAGCUUACAAUCUGCAUUCGAAUCACUUCGAAAGGGUACUGAACAGCAUCAGUCUCAAAGCGAAGAGUUGGUGAAUGAUCUGAAACAGGCAAACGCUGCUCUCAUUACGGCAUUCGAGAAGGCGAAGUCAAAGUACUUAGCAAGAAUCCGAAAACUUGAAAGCCAUUCCCUAUCCAGAGGUAAUUCCUCCUCCGCAAUGCCUCCCACCAACACCGCAUCUAAUUUUGAAAAGCAAGCUUGCUCAGCUGGAAGACCCCCUGCAGUACCCGCUCAUAGGAAUUCCCAACCUCCACCUCCUUUGCCACCGCUCUCACCCGCCCCGCCGUCUGAUGUCUAUGAGGUCAUUCAGGACACUCAUAUUGGACCUCCAAAUUCCUGGCAAAACGCUCCCGUUGUUAGUGGUAGCGGUCGUAGUGAACCUCCAAUGCCUAAUGGGUGCUACUCUCUAGUGAGGACUGGUCCUUUUUAUCCCAAAUCUCAUUCGAUGUUGACGGAUAAUCGAUCACCCACUAGACCAAGAUGA